GCCGCCGCAGAGAGCGCUCGUGUGCCAGUCUUCUCGCAGCGGGCGUGCGGCCGGCUGCUUGUUGCAGUGCGCGGUGCGAACCAUCACACGCGAGUUCGCGGUCAUAGGCUCGAACGAACAUCGAAAUCGACGGUCAGUGCGAUGACCAUGAUGAUGGACAACGGGGUGAUGUCAAAUAAUUAUGAGUACGACGGGUACAUGGAGCAGGAGGAGGAGUGGGAGCGCGAGGGUCUCUUAGACCCGGCUUGGGAGAAACAACAGAAAAAGACCUUCACAGCAUGGUGCAACAGCCACCUGAGGAAGGCCGGCACCGGCAUCGAGAACAUCGACGAGGACUUCAGGAAUGGCCUGAAGCUGAUGCUGCUGCUCGAAGUCAUCUCAGGGGAGACCCUGCCCAAGCCCGACCGCGGCAAGAUGCGCUUCCACAAAAUCGCCAACGUCAACAAGGCUUUGGACUUCAUUGCUUCUAAAGGAGUAAAAUUGGUAUCAAUUGGUGCCGAAGAAAUCGUAGAUGGCAACCUGAAAAUGACCCUGGGUAUGAUCUGGACCAUCAUCCUGCGAUUCGCCAUCCAGGACAUCUCAGUAGAAGAAAUGACCGCUAAGGAAGGUCUCCUUCUCUGGUGCCAACGCAAGACGGCGCCGUACAAGAACGUCAACGUCCAGAACUUCCACCUGUCCUUCAAGGACGGUCUGGCCUUCUGCGCGCUCAUCCACCGACACAGGCCCGACCUCAUCGACUACAGCAAGCUGUCCAAGGACAACCCGCUGGAGAACCUCAACACCGCCUUCGACGUCGCUGAGAAGUACCUGGACAUCCCACGCAUGUUGGACCCUGAUGACCUCAUAAACACACCAAAGCCGGACGAGCGCGCCAUAAUGACCUAUGUGUCAUGUUACUACCACGCCUUCCAAGGCGCGCAACAGAACACCGCGAUGCCGGACGAGCGCGCCGUCAUGACCUACGUCUCUUCGUACUACCACUGCUUCUCUGGAGCGCAGAAGGCUGAAACCGCCGCGAACCGCAUUUGCAAAGUUCUCAAAGUCAACCAGGAGAACGAACGCCUGAUGGAAGAGUACGAACGUCUAGCCAGUGACUUGCUGGACUGGAUCCGCCGCACCAUGCCCUGGCUGAACAGCCGCCAGACCGACAACUCGCUGGCCGGCUGCCAGAAGAAGCUGGAGGACUACCGCACCUACCGGCGCAAGCACAAGCCGCCGCGCGUCGAGCAGAAGGCCAAGCUCGAGACCAACUUCAACACGCUGCAGACCAAGCUGCGUCUGAGCAACCGCCCCGCGUAUAUGCCCACUGAGGGCAAGAUGGUUUCUGAUAUCGCUGGAGCGUGGAAGGGUCUGGAGAUCGCCGAGAAGGCCUUCGAGGAGUGGCUGCUCAGCGAGAUGAUGCGCCUUGAGCGUCUGGAGUACCUGGCCCAGAAGUUCAAGCACAAAGCCGACAUCCACGAGGACUGGACCAGAGGCAAGGAGGAGAUGCUGCAGUCCCAGGACUUCCGCCAGUGCAAGCUGAACGACAUCAAGGCGCUGAAGAAGAAGCACGAGGCCUUCGAGUCGGACCUCGCCGCGCACCAGGACCGCGUCGAGCAGAUCGCCGCCAUCGCCCAGGAGCUCAACACCCUGGAAUACCACGAGGUGGCCAGUGUAAACGCGCGCUGCCAGCGCAUCUGCGGGCAGUGGGACCGCCUGGGCGCGCUCACGCAGCGCCGCCGCCUCGCGCUGGACGACGCCGAGCGCGUGCUCGAACAGAUCGACCUGCUGCACCUGGAGUUCGCCAAGCGCGCCGCUCCCUUCAACAACUGGUUGGACGGAACUCGCGAGGACCUCGUGGACAUGUUCAUCGUGCACACCAUCGAAGAGAUCUCGGGUCUCAUGGACGCACAUGCUCGUUUCAAGGCCACCCUGGGCGAGGCUGACAAGGAGUACCAGGCAAUUGUAAACUUGGUACACCAAGUCGAGUCCAUCGUGAAACAGCACCAGAUCCCUGGAGGACUGGAGAACCCCUACACCACCCUUACUGCCCACGAAUUGAACCGCAAGUGGUCGGACGUGAGGCAGCUUGUGCCACAGCGCGACGGCACGCUGGCGGCCGAGCUGCGCAAGCAACAGAACAACGAGACACUCAGACGCCAGUUCGCCGAGAAGGCCAACGCCGUCGGGCCCUGGAUCGAGAGGCAGAUGGACGCCGUUACUGCCAUCGGAAUGGGCUUGCAGGGCUCUCUGGAAGACCAGCUGCACAGACUCAAGGAGUACGAAGCCGGCGUUUACGCUUACAAACCACACAUCGAGGAGCUCGAACGCAUCCACCAGGCUGUGCAAGAAGGCAUGAUCUUCGAGAACAGGUACUCACAAUACACAAUGGAGACCCUCCGCGUGGGAUGGGAACAGCUGCUGACGUCGAUCAACCGCACCAUCAACGAGGUCGAGAACCAGAUCCUGACGCGCGACUCCAAGGGCAUCACGCAGGAACAGCUCACAGAGUUCCGCGCUUCCUUCAACCACUUCGACAAGAACCGAACUGGCCGCCUAGCACCCGAAGAACUCAAGUCGUGCCUGGUAUCCCUGGGCUACAGCAUCGGCAAGGACAGGCAAGGAGAGCUCGACUUCCAGCGCAUCCUCGCCGUCGUAGAUCCCAACAACACAGGCUACGUAUCAUUCGACGCAUUCUUGGACUUCAUGACAAGGGAAUCAACAGACACAGACACCGCUGAGCAAGUCAUCGACAGCUUUAGGAUCUUAGCUGGUGACAAGCCAUACAUCACCGCCGACGAGCUGAGGCGCGAGCUGCCGCCCGACCAGGCGGAGUACUGCGUGGCGCGCAUGCCGCCAUACCGUGUGCCCGGCGCGCCGCCCGGCUCGCUCGACUACAUGGCCUUCUCCACCGCCCUAUACGGCGAGACCGACCUUUAGAUCCAGGUCGUAGGAGCAUCGGACGUCCGAAGCCAGCCAUCAGGGAACGCAGCCGCCAAUGCACGAGGGACGCACGCGGCACUGACGUAACGAACCACAAUCAUUAUUUCCCUUAUAUUGACCAAUGGCCCUAAAUCGUCAAUGUAGCGCAAAUAAUUUUUGUAAUGUUUAAUAUUAUUAGUCUUUUAUAAACAGUUCUAUUAAAUACAUAUGUGCAAUGUUCAAACCAAAAAUGCCAUUAACUUUCAUACCAUGGAACUCUUCUCCCUAAUGUCUAGUAACCUUUUGGCUCAAAUCAGAGAAAUCAUUUAUAUGUUUACAUCUCUCUAUUUAUACAUUAUUAGCAUUAGGUAUUUUUAACUUUUAUAUGGAAUUCUCAGAGAAGUCACAAAACUUAUUUGUAAGGUAAAAUGGUGCUAAUGUUAGGCUUGACUAAUGUGUGACACCAAAAUAAGACUCAUACACAUUGUGAGAAUGUUUUUGUUAUAUUUUUUUAUUUGUAAGCAAACAUUUAUUUAUAAAAGUUCAUUUUUUUUUAAUUACUGCCAUUAGUAAUUAUAGUACUGCGAUGGUAGGAGCAUUAUCAAAAUUUAUAAAUGUUGCAGGGAAGUGUCACACAAAUUAUUUAUAUCACAUAGAUUGCCAUAGCUUGCCUGCAUCUAUUUAUUUAUCAUUUGAAUAUCAUUUUUAUAUGAUUUAUCGUUUUUGAGAGUAUUUUGGAAGGAGUACUCAAAAUAAAUGAUCUGCCAUAUUUUCGUCUUUUAAUAAUGACUGCGUUGUUAAUCCAACCAAUUAUAUUAUGAUGAAGGAAGUGGUGCGUAGAAUAAGAA
Ostrinia furnacalis (Asian corn borer) is the source of this 3749-nucleotide messenger RNA. RefSeq names its product alpha actinin (gene Actn). The coding region runs from base 142 to 2919 and encodes 925 amino acids. The record is from RefSeq and is a predicted model, not a curated record. Gene Ontology annotation, molecular function: calcium ion binding; protein binding. Lineage: Eukaryota; Metazoa; Arthropoda; Insecta; Lepidoptera; Crambidae. The transcript has 20 exons.